Molecule: messenger RNA, 21661 nt
Organism: Fukomys damarensis (Damara mole-rat)
Lineage: Eukaryota; Metazoa; Chordata; Mammalia; Rodentia; Bathyergidae
Gene: Obscn
Product: obscurin, cytoskeletal calmodulin and titin-interacting RhoGEF
Exons: 99
Coding region: 124-21435 (7103 amino acids)
Biological process (GO): protein phosphorylation
Molecular function (GO): guanyl-nucleotide exchange factor activity; protein binding; ATP binding
Source: RefSeq, a predicted model, not a curated record
CCGGCACGCAGCGAGGUGCAGGCCGAGGCGGGGACCAGCGCCACGCUGAGCUGCGAGGUGGCCCAGGCAAAGACGGAGGUGACGUGGUACAAGGACGGGAAGAAGCUGGGUGCGAGCUCCAGGAUGCGUGUGGAGGCCAAGGGCUGCAGGCGGCAGCUGGUGGUGCAGCAGGCGGGCGAGGCUGACGCUGGAGAGUACAGCUGUGAGGCCGGGGGCCAGAAGAUUUCCUUCCUUCUGGGUGUCACAGAGGCCCAGGUGGUGUUCGCCAAGGAGCAGCCGGCACGCAGCGAGGUGCAGGCCGAGGCGGGGACCAGCGCCACGCUGAGCUGCGAGGUGGCCCAGGCAAAGACGGAGGUGACGUGGUACAAGGACGGGAAGAAGCUGGGCGCGAGCUCCAGGGUGCGUGUGGAGGCCAAGGGCUGCAGGCGACAGCUGGUGGUGCAGCAGGCGGGCGACGCGGAUGCCGGGGAGUACAGCUGUGAGGCUGGGGGCCAGAAGGUCUCCUUCCAUCUGGAUGUCACAGAACCCAAGGCCGUGUUCGCCAAGGAGCAGCCGGCACGCAGUGAGGUGCAGGCCGAGGCGGGGACCAGCGCCACGCUGAGCUGCGAGGUGGCCCAGGCAAAGACGGAGGUGACGUGGUACAAGGACGGGAAGAAGCUGGGUGCGAGCUCCAGGGUGCGUGUGGAGGCCAAGGGCUGCAGGCGACAGCUGGUGUUGCAGGAGGUGGGCAAGGCGGAUGCCGGGGAGUACAGCUGUGAGGCUGGAGGCCAGAAGGUCUCCUUCCGCCUGGAAGUGAAAGAGUCCAAGGCAGUGUUUGCCAAGGAGCAGCCGACGAGCAGUGAGGUGCAGGCCGAGCGGGGGACCAGCGCCAUGCUGAGCUGUGAGGUAGCUCAGGCAAAGACUGAGGUGACGUGGUACAAGGAUGGGAAGAUGCUGGAAGCGAGCUCCAGGGUGCGCGUGGAGGCCAAGGGCUGCAGGCGGCAGCUGGUGGUGCUGCAAGCAGGCGAGGCUGACGCCGGGGAGUACAGCUGUGAGGCCGGGGGCCAGAAGGUCUCUUUCUGCCUGUGUGUAACAGAGCCUAAGGCCGUGUUCGCCAAGGAGCAGCCGGCACGCAGCGAGGUGCAGGCCGAGGAGGGGACCAGCGCCACGCUGAGCUGCGAGGUGGCCCAGGCAAAGACGGAGGUGACGUGGUACAAGGACGGGAAGAAGCUGGGUGCGAGCUCCAGGAUGCGUGUGGAGGCCAAGGGCUGCAGGCGGCAGCUGGUGGUGCAGCAGGUGGGCGAGGCCGACGCUGGGGAGUACAGCUGUGAGGCCGGGGGCCAAAAGGUCUCCUUCCACCUGGAUGUCACAGAACCCAAGGCCGUGUUCGCCAAGGAGCAGGCAGCAUGCAGUGAGGUGCAGGCUGAGGAGGGGACCAGCAUCACUCUGAGCUGUGAGGUGGCCCAGGCAAAAACGGAGGUGACGUGGUACAAGGACGGGAAGAAGCUGGGUGCGAGCUCCAGGGUGCGCAUGGAGGCUACGGGCUGCAAGCGGCAGCUGGUGGUGCAGCAGGCAGACGAGGCGGAUGCCGGGGAGUACAGCUGCGAGGCUGGGGGCCAGAAGGUCUCCUUCCACCUGGAAGUUAAAGAACCCAAGACGGUAUUCAUCAAGGAGCAGCUGGCGUGCAGCAAGGUGCAGGCUGAGGCAGGGGCCAGCACCACGCUGAGCUGUGAGGUGGCCCAAGCAAAGACGGAGGUGAUGUGGUACAAGGACGGGAAGAAGCUGGACGUGAGCUCAAGGGUGCACGUGGAGGCCACGGGCUGCAGGCGGCAGCUGGUGGUGCAGCAGGCGGGCGACGCGGAUGCUGGGGAGUACAGCUGCGAGGCCGGGGGCCAGAAGGUCUCCUUCCACCUGCAAGUAAAAGAACCCAAGGCAGUGUUCGCCAAGGAGCAGCCGGCACACAGCGAGGUGCAGGCUGAGGCAGGGACCAGUGCCACGCUGAGUUGUGAGAUGGCCCAAGCAAAGAUGGAGGUGACAUGGUACAAGGAUGGGAAGAAGCUGGAUGCGAGCUCCAGGGUGCGUGUGGAGGCCACGGGCUGCAGGAGGCAGCUGGUGGUGCAGCAGGUGGGCGAUGCGGAUGCCGGGGAGUACAGCUGUGAGGCCGGGGGCCAGAAGAUCUCCUUUCACCUGCAAGUUAAAGAGCCCAAGGUGGUGUUCGCCAAGGAGCAGCCAGCACACAGUGAGGUGCAGGCUGAGACUGGGACCAGUGCCACAUUGAGCUGCGAGGUGGCCCAGGCAAAGACGGAGGUGACGUGGUACAAGGACGGGAAGAAGCUGGGUGCGAGCUCUAAGAUGCGUGUGGAGGCCAAGGGCUGCAGGCGGCAGCUGGUGGUGCAGCAGGCAAAUGAGGCAGAUGCUGGGGAGUACAGCUGCGAGGCUGGAGGCCAGAAGAUCUUCUUCCGCCUGGAUGUCACAGAGGCAAAGGAGGUGUUUGUAAAGGAGCAGCCAGCACACAGUGAGGUGCAGGCUGAGGUAGGGGCCAGCGCCACACUGAGCUGCAAGGUGGCCCAGGCACAGACGGAGGUGGCAUGGUACAAGGACGGGAAGAAACUGGGCGCGAGCUCGAGGGUGCGCAUGGAGGCCACAGGCAGCAGGCGGCAGCUGGUGGUGCAGCAGGCAGGCGAGGCAGAUGCUGGGGAGUACAGCUGUGAGGCCGGGGGCCAGAAAGUCUCCUUCCGUCUGAAUGUCACAGAGCCAGAGAGCGAAGUUGCUGAGAGGCCCGGUCGCAGGGAGCCGCUGGUGGUCAAGGAACACGAAGACAUUGUCCUGACUGCCAGGCUGGCCACACCCUCAGUGGCAGCGGUGGCUUGGUUGAAGGAUGGCAUGGAGAUUCGCCGCAGCAAACGCCAUGAGAUUCGCAGUGUGGGCAGCACCCACACCCUGACUGUGCACCGCGCACAAGUGCUGGACAGUGCCGUGUACACAUGCCGCACUGGGGAGAGGCACCAGGACUUCCCAGUGCAAGUGGAAGAGGUGGCCGCCCGGUUCUCCAAGCCGCUUAUGCCCGUCACCGGGGAACUGGGUGGGACGGUGACACUGGCCUGCGAGCUGACCCCGGCACAGGCAGAGGUGGUCUGGCGCCAUGGAGACAUGCAGCUGCGGCCCAGCAAGCGGAUCCGGGUAGAGGCGGAGGGCGAGGUGCGCUCGCUGACUGUGUCCGGGCUGCGGGCAGAGGAUGCAGGGGAGUACACGUGUGAGAGCCGCGACGGAUAUACGAGUGCGCGCCUGGAGGUCCGCGAGCCCCGCAUGGUGCAGUUCACGUCCCCGCUGAACGCUGUGGUGGCUGAGGAGGGUGGCAAGGCCACCUUCGAGUGUGUGGUGUCGCCCGAGGAUGCAGAGGUCGUGUGGUUCCGGGAUGGCAUCCCCCUGGAGCCUGGUGGGAAAUUUGUGAUGUCGCAGAGUGGUGCGUGCUGUAGUCUGACCAUGGCGGGCCUGGCACUUGGGGACGCAGGGGAGAUCACCGCGUCUGCUGAGGGCGCCUCAUGCUCUGCCAUGCUGCGGGUUCGAGAGGCGCCUGUGCUGUUCCGACGGAAGCUGGAGCCUUGGACAGUGCAGGAGGGGAGCACUGUGACCCUGGAGGUGGAGCUGUCUCGGCCCUGGCCUCAAGUUGGGUGGACGCGCAACGCUGCCACCCUGGAGCCCGGUGACAAUGUGGAGAUCCAUGCGGAAGGCACAUGCCACCGCCUGGUGCUGCGAAGUGUGGGCUUCGCCGACCGAGGCUUCUAUGGCUGUGAGACGCCCGAUGACAAGACGCAGGCCAAGCUCACGGUGGAGAUGUGCCAGGUCGCCCUGGUUCGAGGCCUGCAGGCAGUAGAGGCCAAGGAACAGGGUGUGGCCACCAUGGAGGUGGAGCUGUCCCACCCCAGCGUGGAGGGUGUUUGGACUCGGGAUGGUGUGCGGCUGCAGCCAGGGCCCACGUGCCACCUGGUGGUGAAUGGCCCCAUCCACAGCCUCACACUCUCGGGGCUGCGGCCCCAGGACAGUGGGCUGGUGACUUUCCGGGCAGAAGGCCUGCAGACCUCAGCGCGACUGGUCGUUACUGAGCUACCUGUGACCUUCAGCCACCCACUGCAGGAUGUAGUGGCGACCCAGAAAGAGAAGGUGACACUGGAGUGUGAGCUGUCCCGUCCCAGCGUCACUGUACGCUGGCUGAAGGAUGGCCUGGAGCUGAAGCCAGGCAAGGCUGUGGGCAUGACAGCCCAGGGCACCCGAAGAAGCCUGGUUAUCUACUGCUGUGAGGUGGGGGAUCAGGGCAUGUAUGUGUGCGAUGCAGGUGACUCUCAGAGUUGUGCCUCCCUUGAGGUGCAAGGCCGCAAAGUUCAGAUUGUGAGGCCCCUGGAGAAUGUGGAGGUGAUGGAGAAGGAGGGUGCCACCUUCUCCUGUGAGGUGUCUCACUGUGAGGUGCCCAGCCAGUGGUUUCUGAAGGGAAGUAAGCUUCGGCCAACUGACAACGUGCGCAUCCGCCAGGAAGGAAGGACACACACUCUCCUGCUCCGGAGGGUUCUGAAGGAGGAUGAAGGGGAGGUCAGGUUGGUAGCUGAAAAUGCAGAAUCUCAAGCCCAGCUCCGAGUGAAAGAGCUGCCAGUGACCCUGCUGCGCCCGCUGCGGGACAAGAUCGCCAUGGAGAAGCACCGUGGGGUGCUUGAGUGCCAGGUGUCCCGGGCCAGUGCUAAGGUGCGGUGGCUCAAAGGUGGUGUUGAGCUGCAGCCAGGCCCCAAGUACGAGAUGGUCAGCGAUGGUCUCUACCGCAAGCUGGUCAUCAGCAGCGUGCAGCCUGAAGAUGAGGACACCUACACAUGUGAUGCCGGUGAUGUCAAGACCAGCGCCCAGUUCUUUGUGGAAGAGCAAUCCAUCACCAUUGUGCGGGGCCUGCAGGAUGUGACGGUGAUGGAGCCUGCGCCUGUCUGGUUCGAGUGCGAGACCUCUAUCCCCUCGGUGCGGCCGCCCAAGUGGCUGCUAGGCAAGACGGUGCUGCAGGCAGGAGCAAACGUGGGCCUGGAGCAGGAGGGCACAGUGCACCGGCUGGCACUGCGGAGGACCUGCUCCACCAUGACAGGCCCCGUGCACUUCACCAUUGGCAAGGCGCGCUCCUCUGCCCACCUGGUGGUCUCGGACAUCCCUGUCACACUGGUGCGGCCGCUGGAGCCCAAGGUGGGCCGUGAGCAGCAGUCAGUGGUGCUGUCCUGUGACUUCCGGCCAGCCCCCAAGGCCGUGCAGUGGUACAAGGAUGACACACCGCUUGCUCCAUCCAAGAAGUUCAAGAUGGUGCUGGAGGGCCAGAUGGCCGAGCUGCGCAUCCUGCGGCUCAGCCCCGCCGAUGCUGGUGUCUACAGGUGCCAAGCGGGAAGUGCAGAAAGCAGUGCUGAGGUCACUGUGGAAGCACGGGAGGUGAAGGUGACACAGCCGCUGCAGGAUACUGAGGCCACUGAGGAGGGCCGGGCCUGCUUCUCCUGUGAGCUGUCCCAGGAGGAUGAAGAGGUUGAAUGGUCACUCAAUGGGAUGCCACUGUAUAAUGACAGCUUCCACGAGAUCAUUCAUGAGGGUCGGCGCCACACGCUGGUGCUCAAGAGUGUCCGGCAGGCAGACGCAGGCAUGGUCCGUGCCAGCUCCCCGAAGGUGUCGGCCACAGCCCGGCUGGUUGUCCGAGCGAAGCCGGUGGUGUUCCUGAAGGCGCUGGAUGAUGUGUCAGUGGAGGAGCAUGGCAUGCUGGCUCUACAGUGUGAGGUGUCUGACCCCACAGUCCAUGUGGUGUGGUGCAAGGAUGGUGUGGAGCUGGGUCCCGGGGACAAGUACGAUUUCCUGCACACAGCAGGCACACACAGCCUAAUGGUACAUGACCUGGGCCGUGAGGAUGCCGGCUUAUAUACCUGCCACGUGGGCAGUGAGGAGACACAGGCCCGGGUCAGCGUGCACGACCUGCAUGUGGGCAUCACCAAGAGGCUGAAGACGGCAGAGGUGCUGGAGGGGGAGACCCACAGCUUCGAAUGUGUGCUGUCCCACGAGAACAAGGGUGACCCUGCCAUGUGGACAGUUGGUGGGAAGAUGGUGGGAAGCUCUGGCCGCUUCCAGGCUGCAUGCCAGGGCCGCAAGUACACGCUGACAGUGCAGGAUGCCGUGCUGGGGGAUGCUGGAGAGGUGGUCUUCUCUGUUCAGGGCCUCACCUCCAAGGCCUCGCUGCUUGUCCGAGAGAGGCCAGUGGUCAUUGUGAAGCCCCUAGAGGACCAGCAGGCCAUGCCAGGGGAAGAUGCGGUGCUGAGCUGUGAGCUCUCACGGGCGGGUGCCCCUGUGCGUUGGCUGAAGGACGGGAAGGCCAUCCGCAAGGGGCAGAAGUAUGACAUGCUCAGCGAGGACACGCGGGCAGUGCUGGUAGUGCGUGGGGCCUCGUUCAGGGACUCCGGCGAGUAUUCGUGUGAGAUGGGCGCUGCCAAGAGUGCCGCCAGGCUCCGUGUGGAGGAAAGGGCAAAUCGGUUCACUGAGGAGCUGACCAACCUGCAGGCCCAGGAGCGGGGCACAGCUGUGUUCACCUGUAAGACAGAGCAGCUGGCAGCCACCGUGACUUGGCGCAGGGACGCCAUGGAGCUGCGGGCCUCAGGGAAGCAUGCACCCAGCCAGGAGGGCUUGAUCCUGAGGCUCACCAUCAGUGCCCUGACACUGGCUGAUAGUGGCACCUACACCUGUGACAUUGGCCAGGCCCAGUCCCAGGCUCGGCUCCAGGUGCAAGGCCAGAGUGUGUGCAUCACUGAGGACCUGGAGGAUGCCGAGGUGCAGGAGGGCGCCUCAGCCACUUUCUGCUGCCGCCUGUCCCCCGCUGACUACAACCCUGUUCGCUGGUUUCUGGACCAGACACCCCUACAUGCCGACGGAAUCAAAGAGAUUGAGGCCCAGCCCGGGGGCUACCAUGUGCUCACCCUGCGGCAGCUGGCGCUCAAGGACACAGGCACCAUCUACUUUGAAGCGGGUGACCAGCGUUCCUCAGCCGCCUUGCGGGUCACAGAGAAGCCGAGCAUCUUCUCCCGGGUGCUCUCGGACACCAUGGUCACGGAGGGAGAAGACCUGGCUCUGCUCUGUGAGACCACCGCUCCAGACAGCCCGGUGCUCUGGACCAAGGAUGGGAAGAAGCUGCGGCCCUCCCCCCGGUGCCGGCUGAGCUACGAGUGUGGCCAAGCCCAGCUGGUCAUUACUGAAGCUGGCCUGCAGGACAGUGGCCGGUACAAAUGCGAGGCUGGUGGGGCCUCGAGCAGCGCCAUUGUCAGGGUCCACGCUCGGCCGGUGCGGUUCCGGGAGGCCCUGAAGGAUGUAGAGGUGCUGGAGGGUGGUGCGGCCACACUGCGCUGUGUGCUGUCAUCUGUGGCUGCACCUGUGGAGUGGUGUCAUGGAGACAGUGUCCUGAGGACCAGUGGCAAGUACAGUCUACGCCAGGAGGGUGCCGUGUUGGAGCUGGUCAUCCGGGACCUGCAGCCCCUGGACAGUGGCUGCUACUCCUGCUCCUUCGGGGACCAGAAGACUUCGGCCAUGCUCACUGUGAAGCCCCUGCUGACCCACUUCAUAGGAAGACUGAGAGACAAGGAGGCCACAGAGGGGGCCACAGCCACGCUACGAUGUGAGCUGAGCGAAGAGGCAGCUGUGGAGUGGAGGAAGGGGACAGAGACCCUCAGGGACGGGGACAGACACAGCCUGAGGCAGCAUGGGGCCGUGUGUGAGCUGCAGAUCCGUGGCCUGGCCGUGGUGGACGCUGGGGAGUACUCGUGCGUAUGUGGGCAGGAGAAGACCUCGGCCACGCUGACCGUGAGAGCCCUGCCGGCCCACUUCAUAGGAAGACUGAGAAACAACGAGGCUGCAGAAGGAGCCACGGCCGUGCUGCGGUGUGAGCUGAGCAAGGAGGCAGCUGUGGAGUGGAGGAAGGGGACAGAGACCCUCAGGGACGGGGACAGACACAGCCUGAGGCAGCAUGGGGCCGUGUGUGAGCUGCAGAUCCGUGGCCUGUUUGUGGCAGACACUGGGGAGUACUCGUGCGUAUGUGGGCAGGAGAGGACCUUGGCCACACUGACCGUGAAGGCCCUGCCUGCCAAGUUCACAGAAGGUCUGAGGAAUGAAGAGGCCACGGAAGGGGCCACAGCCACUCUGCGGUGUGUGCUGAGCAAAGAGGCCCCCGUGAAGUGGAGGAAAGGAACAGAGACCCUCAGAGAGGGGGACAGACACAGGCUGAGGCAGGACGGGACCGUGUGUGAGCUGCAGAUCCGUGGCCUGGCCGUGGCAGACUCUGGGGAGUACUCGUGUGUGUGUGGGCAGGAGAGGACCUCAGCCACGCUGACCAUCCAGGCCCUGUCAGCCACAUUCACAGAAGGUCUGAGGAAUGAAGAGGCCACAGAAGGGGCCACAGCCACUCUGCGGUGUGUGCUGAGCAAAGAGGCCCCCGUGGAGUGGAGGAAAGGAACAGAGACCCUCGGAGAGGGGGACAGACACAGGCUGAGGCAGGACGGGGCCGUGUGUGAGCUGCAGAUCCGUGGCCUGGCUGUGGCGGACUCUGGGGAGUACUCGUGUGUGUGUGGACAGGAGAGGACCAUGGCCACGCUAGCUGUCAAGGUCGUGCCUGCCAGGUUCAUAGAAGAUCUGAGAAUCCAAGAGGCCACGGAAGGGGCCACAGCCACUCUGCGGUGUGUGCUGAGCAAAGAGGCCCCCGUGGAGUGGAGGAAAGGAACAGAGACCCUCGGAGAGGGGGACAGACACAGGCUGAGGCAGGACGGGGCCGUGUGCGAGCUGCAGAUCCGUGGCCUGGCCGUGGCAGACUCUGGGGAGUACUCGUGUGUGUGUGGGCAGGAGAGGACCUCAGCCACGCUGGACAUCAGUGCCCCACAGGUGGUGUUCCGGGAGCCACUACAGAACCUGCAGGCUGAAGAGGGCUCCACAGCCAGCCUGCGGUGUGAGCUCUUGGUACCUGAUGCCCCAGUGGUCUGGAGCAAGGGUGGCCUGGAGCUGCAGGCUGAUGGGCGCCGGGAGCUGAAGCGGCAGGGCUGCACUGCAGAGCUCUUGCUGCAGGACCUGCGCCGGGAGGACGCGGGCGAGUACAGCUGCACCUGUGGAGCACAGGCCACUAGCGCCAUGCUCACAGUCACAGCGGCACCUGUGUGGUUCCUACGGGAGCUGCAGGCCCAGGAAGUGGUGGAGGGGGACACUGUACACCUGAGUUGUGAGCUGAGCCGGGCAGGAGCCAGCCUGGAGUGGCGAAAGGGUGCCCUGCAGCUCUUCCCCUGUGCUAAGUACCAAAUGCUGCAGAAAGGCUUGGUGGCUGAGCUGCAGGUGUGUGGGGCAGAACCAGAGGAUGCAGGUGACUACAUAUGUGACACGGGCCACCGGCAGAGCGUGGCUCAUCUCACGGUCCGAGCUGCCAAGCCAAGGUUCCAGACUGAACUGCAGAGUGUGGAGCAGGAGGCAGGCAGCAUGGCCAGGCUGUGCUGUCAGCUGAGUGAGGUGGAGCCUGGGGCCCCAGUUCGGUGGUUCAAGGAAGGCAUGGAGCUGUGUGCUGGCCCCAAAUAUGAGAUGCGGUGCCAGGGGGCCAUGUGCGAGCUGCUGGUCCAUGGGCUGGAGGCCAAGGACACGGGAGAGUAUGCAUGUGCAGUGGGCGGCCAGAAGACCUCGGCCUCCCUCAGGGUCAAUGAACCUGAAGUGACCAUUGUGCAGGGGCUGGUGGAUGCUGAGGCACAGGCCGAUGAGGAUGUGGAGUUCAGCUGUGAGGUGUCACAGGCUGGGGCUGCAGAUGUGCAGUGGCAUCUCCAGGGGCUGCCACUGCAGAGCAACGAGGUGACAGAGAUGGCCUUGCGGGACGGUCGGACCCACAUCCUCCAGCUGAAGGGUGUGACGCCCGAGGACACCGGCACUGUCUCCUUCUGUGUGGGCAGGCACACGUCCUCGGCUCAGCUCACCGUGAGAGCCCCCAAGGUGACCAUCCUGGAGCCCCUGCAGAACGUGCAGCUCAGCGAAGGCCAGGAUGCCCACUUCCAGUGCCAGCUAUCCAGGGCCUCAGGCCAGGAGGCCCACUGGACCUUGGCUGGGGUGCCUUUACAGGCCAAUGAGAUGAACGACAUCACUGUGGAACACGGCACACUCCACUCACUCACCCUGCACAAGGUGACCCUCGAUGAUGCUGGAACUGUCGCUUUCCAAGCAGGAUCUUGUAGCUCAGAAGCCCAGCUUAUAGUGACAGAGGCAGCACCGUGCCUGGUUCGUGGCUUGCAGAAUGUGGAUGUCUUCGCAGGGGAGGUGGCUGUCUUCUCCUGCGAGGUGUCUCGGGCAGGGGGGCCGCAGGCCCACUGGUGGCUGGAUGGUGCCCUGCUGCAGGACAGCCCCCAGAGCACCAUUGCUGUAUGCGAUGGGACCAUCCAUUCCCUCCAGCUCUCAGGCCUGGGGGUGGCUGACUCAGGCACCGUCACCUUCCGUACUGGGCCCCUGGUAUCCACAGCCAAGCUGUUGGUCAAAGAUCCCAUGGUGGAGGUGGUCAGUGCCAUGCGGGACCUGGUGGUGGAGGAGGGCGGCUCAGCUGAGCUCCUCUGCCAGUACUCACGGCCUGUGCAGGCCUUGUGGAAGAUGGACGAGCGGGAGGUGUGUGCAGAUGGGCAGCGUGUCAUCAUAGAGCAGGACUGGACCGUGGCCAGGCUCACCUUCAGGCCGGCCCUGCCCUGUGACAGUGGCAUCUAUUCUUGUGAGGCUGCGGGCACCCGAGUGGUGGCACUGCUACAAGUGCAAGCAAAGAACACAGUGGUCCGUGGCCUUGAGAAUGUGGAUGUGCCUGAGGGGGGCGAGGCGCUGUUUGAGUGCCAGCUGUCGCGGCCUGAGGUGGCAGCGCACACGUGGUUGUUGGACGACAAGCCUGUGCACACAUCGGAGAACGCUGAGGUCGUCUACUUUGAGGGCGGCCUGCGCCACCUGCUGCUGCUGAAGAACCUGCGGCCACAGAACAGCUGCCGGGUCACCUUCCUGGCUGGGGAUGUGGUCACCUCUGCUUUUCUCACCGUUAGAGGCUGGCGUCUGGAGGUCUUGGAACCCCCACACGAUGUGGCAGUCCGGGCAGGUGACCAGGCCUGCUUCUCCUGCACGCUCAGUGAGGCAGUGCCCAUGGGCGAAGCCAUCUGGUACCUCAAUGGUGCGGCAGUGCUUGCCGACGAUGCAGACUGGACAGUGACCUCUGACGGAAGCCAUCAUGCCCUGCUGCUGCACUGUGCCCGUCCGUGCCAUGCUGGCGAGGUCACCUUUGCUGCCUGUGAUGCUGUGGCCUCGGCGUGGCUGUCCGUGCUGGGACUCCCUGAUCCCCCGGAGGAUGCUGAGGUCGUGGCACGCAGCAGCCAUGCGGUGACACUGUCCUGGGCAGCUCCCAUGAGUGAUGGUGGUGGGGGUCUUUGUGGCUACAGGGUGGAGAUGAAGGAGGGGUCCACGGGCCAGUGGCAGCUGUGCCAUGAGCUGGUUCCGGGGCCUGAGUGUGUGGUGGAUGGCUUAGCCCCUGGGGAAACCUAUCGCUUCCGUGUGGCAGCCGUAGGCCCGGCUGGUGCGGGAGAGCCUGUGUACCUGCCCCAGAUGGUCCAGCUGGAGUCUGCUGAGCCUGGGCCUGCUGAGCCCAAGCCUCCUAUGCCCAUGGACCCCAAGUCCCGGCAGGUGGCAGCUGGUGAGGACGUCUGUCUGGAGCUGGAAGUGGCAGCUGAGGUUGGAGAGGUUGUGUGGCACAAGGGGACAGAGCUCAUUCAGCACAGUGGACGCUUUGAGGUUGUCUCUCGUGGCCGGCAGCAGAUGCUGGUGAUCAGGGACUUUAAGGAGGAAGACCAGGGCGAGUACUGCUGUGGUCCUGCCCAGGGCCUGGACACCAAGGUGGCCACUUUCCAGGUGAUACUGAGCCCUGACUUUGGGCAUGAGGCUCCCAUGCAGCCCAGCCUGCCUCCUGAGGCGGCCCAGGAGGGUGACCUGCACCUGCUCUGGGAGGCACUGGCCCGGAAGCGCCGCAUGAGCCGUGAGCCCACACUGGACUCCAUCAGUGAGCUGCCUGAGGAGGACAGCCGUGUGCAGUGCCUGAGGCAGGAGGUGGAGGAGGUGGCCCCUGACCUCUCUGAGGGCUAUUCUACGGCAGAUGAGCUGGCUCGCACCGGAGAGGCUGACCUCUCACACACCAGCUCAGACGACGAGUCACGGGCAGGCACCCCCUCUCUGGUGACCUACCUCAAGAAAGCUGGCAGGCCUGGGGCCUCACCCCUGACCAGUAAGCUUGGAGCCCCAGCUACCCCUUCUGUGAAGCCCCAGAGACAGCAGGAGCAGCCCCCCACUGCGCACCUGCCUCCAGGAGACUCGAGCACUGAGGGUCUGGGUGACCCCUCCAUGGACAGAGCAGCUGUGAAGAUCCAAGCUGCCUUCAAAGGCUACAAGGUCCGCAAGGAGAUAAAGCAGCAGGAAAGGCCUGUUUUCUCCCGCACCUUUGGGGAUACAGAGGCACAAGUGGGUGAUGCCCUGCGGCUGGAGUGUGUGGUGGCCAGCAAGGCAGAUGUGCAGGCCUGCUGGCUGAAAGAUGGGGUGGAGCUGACAGAUGGACGACACUACCACAUGGACCAGCUAGGGGAUGGUACCUGCUCUCUGCUGGUCACUGGCCUGGGCCAUGUCGAUGCUGGCCGUUACACAUGUCGGGUGAGCAGCAGGUUUGGUCAAGUGAGCCACAGCGCCUGUGUGGUGGUCAGUGGCACGGAAAGCGAGGCUGAGAGCUCCUCGGGGACUGAGCUGGACGAAGCCUUCCGACGGGCUGCCCGGCGCCUGCACCGGCUCUUUCGCACCAAGGGCCCAGCUGAGGUCUCGGAUGAGGAGCUCUUCCUCAGCGCCGAUGAGGGCCCUGCAGAGCUGGAGGAGCCUGCUGACCACGGGCAGACCUACCACGAGGAUGAGCGCUUCAUCUGCAUCCGCUUCGAAGCACUCGAAGAGGCCCGCCGGGCCAGCACCUGCUUUCAGGACAUGUUUGCCACCAUGGGUGUCACGGUGGACAUCCGCCUCACGGAGCAGGGGCCUCGGGCAGUGGAGAUGCGUAUAGGCAAGGUGGUGCCCAAUCCUGCCAUGCCUCGGGAGCCAGAGCCUGGCCUGCAGCCCUCUGAUGCUGCCCCCAUGUUCUUGACGGAGCUACAGAACCAAGAGGUGCAGGAUGGGUACCCUGUGAGCUUCGACUGCAUGGUGACAGGCCAGCCCCUGCCCAGCGUGCGCUGGUUCAAGGAUGGGAAGCUGCUGGAGGAGGACGACCAUUACAUGAUCAACGAGGACCAGCAGGGUGGCCACCAGCUCAUCAUCACCUCUGUGGUGCCUGCGGACAUGGGCGUCUACCGCUGCCUGGCUGAGAAUAGCGUGGGCGUCUCCUCCACCAAGGCUGAGCUCCGUGUGGAGCUGACCAGCACAGACUACGACACUGCAGCCGAUGCCACGGAGACUUCAUCCUACUUCAGUGCCCAGGGAUACUUGUCCAGCCGGGAGCAAGAGGGCACAGAGUCAGAUGAGGGGCAGCUUCCUCAGGUGGUGGAGGAACUGAAGGACCUGCAGGUGACUCCAGGCACACGCCUGGCCAAGUUCCAGCUCAAGGUGAAAGGCUACCCAGUCCCCAGACUGUACUGGUUCAAAGAUGGCCAGCCUCUGACUGCAUCUGCUCACAUCCGCAUGACAGACAAGAAGAGCUUGCACACCCUGGAGAUCAUCACAGUUACCCGGGAGGACACUGGCCAGUACUCGGCCUACGUCAGCAACACUGUGGGCACUGCCUACUCAUCUGCCCGGUUGUUGGUCCGCGGCCCUGAGGACCCUGAGGAGAAGCUGGCCUCAGAUGUGCAUGACCAGCUGGUGCCACCCCGGAUUCUGGAGAGGUUCACCCCCAAGAAGGUGAAGCGGGGCUCUAGCAUCACGUUUUCCGUGAAGGUAGAAGGACAGCCUGUCCCUGCUGUGCACUGGCUCCGGGAGGAAGUAGAGAGGGGUGUGCUAUGGAUCGGUCCUGACACUCCAGGCUACACAGUGGCUAGCUCGGGCCAGCAGCACAGCCUGGUGCUGCUGAAUGUGGGCCGUCAACACCAGGGCACCUACACCUGCAUUGCAUCCAACGCUGCCGGCCAGGCCCUGUGCUCCGCCAGCCUGCAUGUUUCUGGCCUGCCUCAGGAGGAGGAGCCAGAGAAGGCAAAGGAAGCUCUCAUUUCCUCUUUCCUGCAGGGGACCACUCAAGCUAUCUCUGCACAGAUGUUAGAAUCUGCAGGUGUCACCAGCCUGGCUGGACAGAGGAAAGGUGAGGCCCUGGUAGCUGAGGAAGAACAUGGCCACUUGUCACUUGCUGAGGUGGGCACAGAGGAGUUCCUGCAGAAGCUCACCUCCCAGAUCUCUGAGAUGGUGUCUGCCAAGAUCACACAGGCUAAGCUGCAGGUGCCUGGAGGUGACAGUGAUGAGGAGUCCAAGACACCAUCUGCAUCGCCCCGGCAUGGCCGCUCACGGCCUUCAUCCAGCGUGCAGGAGUCCUCUUCAGAGUCAGAGGACGGGGACUCCCGUGGUGAGAUCUUUGACAUCUACGUGGUCACUGCCAACUACCUCCCCCUGGGAGCUGAGCAGGAUGCCAUCAUGCUGCGGGAGGGGCAGUACGUAGAGGUGCUCGAUGCGGCUCACCCACUGCGCUGGCUCGUGCGCACCAAGCCUACCAAGUCCAGUCCCUCCCGGCAAGGCUGGGUGUCACCAGCCUACCUGGAUAAGAGGCUCAAGCUGUCACCAGAGUGGGGGCCCCCCGAGGCCCCUGAUUUCCCAGGGGAGGCCAUGUCUGAAGAUGAGUACAAGUCGAAGCUCAGCGCUAUCAUCCGGGAGCUGCUGAGCUCAGAACAGGAUUUUGUGGGUGAGCUGCACUUCCUCCAGAGCCACCACAUGCAGCACCUGGACUGCUGUCCCCGUGUGCCCCCUGCUGUGGCCAGCCAGAAGGAGGUCAUCUUCCGCAAUGUGCAGGACAUCAGCUGCUUCCACAGCAACUUCCUGAAGGAGCUGCAACGCUGUGACACAGAUGAUGAUGUGGCUAUGUGCUUCAUCAAGAACCAGGAGGCUUUCGAGAAGUACCUGGAGUUCCUGGUGGGCCGUGUUCAGGCUGAGGCGGUGGUCAUUAGCACCCCAGUGCAGGAGUUCUAUAAGAAGUAUAUGGAGGAAACGCUGCCUACCAGGGACCCUUCGCAGCCCCCGCCACUCCCACUGCAGCACUACCUGGAGCAGCCAGUGGAGCGUGUGCAGCGUUACCAGGCUCUGCUGAAGGAGCUGAUCCGGAACAAGGCCCGCAAUCGGCAGAACUGUGCGCUGCUGGAGCAGGCCUAUGCUGUGGUGUCUGCCCUGCCCCAGCGUGCGGAGAACAAGCUGCACGUGUCUCUCAUGGAGAACUACCCAGGCACCCUGGAGGCCCUCGGGGAGCCCAUUCGCCAGGGCCACUUCAUCGUGUGGGAGGGUACACCGGGUGCCCGGAUGCCUUGGAAGGGCCACAAGCGCCAUGUCUUCCUCUUCCGCCACCACCUGGUGAUCUGCAAGCCCCGGCGGGACUCACGUACUGACACCUUUAGUUACGUGUUCCGUACCAUGAUGAAGCUGAGCAGCAUCGACCUGAACGACCAGGUGGAAGGGGAUGACCGUGCCUUUGAGGUGUGGCACGAGCGCGAAGACUCUGUGCGAAAGUACCUGCUGCAGGCGCGGACAGCCGUCAUCAAGAGUUCGUGGGUGAAGGAAAUCUGUGGUAUCCAGCAGCGCCUGGCCCUGUCCGUGUGGAGUGCCCCGGAGUUUGAAGAGGAGCUAGCCGACUGUACAGCCGAGCUGGGCGAGACGGUGAAGCUGGCCUGCCGUGUGACGGGCAUGCCAAAGCCCAUUGUCAGCUGGUACAAAGAUGGGAAGCCAGUGGAAGUGGACCCUCACCACAUCCUCAUUGAAGACCCCGACGGCUCAUGUGCCCUCAUCCUGGACACCCUCACUGGUGUGGACUCCGGCCAGUACAUGUGCUUUGCAGCCAGUGCUGCUGGAAGCGCCAGCACCUUGGGGAAGAUCCUGGUGCAAGUCCCCCCAAGGUUUGUGAACAAGGUUCGGGCUGGGCCCUUCGUGGAAGGUGAGGAUGCCCAGGUCACUUGCACCAUCGAGAGUGCCCCGUACCCUCAAGUCAGGUGGUACAGGAACGGGGCUCUGCUGAGCCAGGGAAGCAAGUAUGGCAUGCUGAGUGAGCCCCGCAGCGGGAUGCUGGCACUGGUGAUCCGGGCAGCCAGCCACGAGGACCUGGGGCACUAUGAGUGUGAACUGGUGAACCGGCUAGGCAUGGCCCGAGGGGGCACGGAGCUGAGUGUGCAGAGUCCUGUGCUUCGGGCCCAGGACCAGCGGCAUAGGGAGCUGCUCUUGGCUGCCAUGGAAGAGGCUGCCUUUGAGGACUCCGUCCACCCUGUCCCUGAUGGAACCCACCUGGAGGUGUCACCUACUCUGCUUCAGGGAUCCGAGGCUCCAGCCCCCUCUGCAGGGGACUCUACAGGGGACUUCAUUGUUCCCAGCCCCACUGAGCCAUCUGUGUCCCAGGAGGCCAGGCCUCAGCCCUUGGGUGUGGGAUCCUCGAGUGCAUCUGCCGACCUCCUGGGAGUAACACAGCCCCUCCCCCACGAAGGCCCGGAAUGGGAGCUGUUGUCCACCGAAGGGGCCCAGGGACGGACGGUGCCCAUCUGGGUGGAAGACGCAGCCUGGCAGGUGGCCGGGCCAGGGCAGCUGCUCUGGGAUGUCCACAGCCGCGUGGUCACCGAGACUACACAGAGCACCUAUGUGUUCCAGGCCACUGAUGUGGGCGCUGCAAGUCCCCCAUCCAUGCAAGUCACCAUCGAGGAUGUGCAGGUCCAGGCAGGUGGCACAGCACAAUUCGAGGCUGUCAUCGGGGGCAACCCACAGCCAACAGUGACUUGGUACAAGGAUGGCAUCCAGCUGGUGGACAGUGCCCGUCUCCAGCAGCAGCAGGAUGGAACUUCAUACUCCCUGAUGCUGAUGGACACGACCCAGGCGGAUGCUGGGGUCUAUACCUGCAUGGCCCACAAUGCUGGUGGUCAGGUGCUCUGCAAGGCAGAGCUGCUGGUCCUCAGGGGGGACAGUGAGCCAGACUCUGAGAGGCAGAGUUACCGGAGGAAGCUGCAGUCCUUCUAUGAGGUCCAGGAGGAGAUUGGGAGGGGUGUGUUUGGCUUUGUGAAGAGGGUGCAGCACAAAGGAAACAAGAUGUCCUGUGCUGCCAAGUUCAUCCCUCUGCGGAGUAGGACACAUGUGCAGGCCUACCAGGAGCGGGACAUCCUGGCCACCCUCAGCCACCCACUGGUCACUGGGCUGCUGGACCAGUUUGAGACACGGAAGACCCUCAUCCUCAUCCUGGAGCUGUGCUCAUCUGAGGAGCUGCUGGAUCGCCUCUUCAAGAAAAGUGUGGUGACUGAGGCUGAGGUCAAGGUCUAUAUCCAGCAGCUGGUAGAGGGGCUGCAGUACCUGCACAGUCAUGGCGUCCUCCACCUGGACAUAAAGCCCCCCAACAUCCUGAUGGUACACCCUGCUCGGGAAGACAUUAAAAUCUGUGACUUUGGCUUUGCCCAAAAACUCACACCUUUGGAGCCGCAGUACAGCAAGUAUGGUGCUCCUGAGUUUGUGUCCCCUGAGAUCAUCCAGCAGGCACCCGUGAGCGCAGCAUCUGACAUCUGGGCCAUGGGGGUCAUCUCCUACCUCAGCCUGACCUGCUCGUCCCCAUUUGCUGGCGAGAGUGACCGUGCCACCCUCCUGAACAUCCUCGAGGGACGGGUGUCCUGGAGCAGCCCUACAGCUGCCCACCUCAGCGAAGAUGCCCGGGACUUCAUCCAGGCCACGCUGCAGCAGGACCCAGAGGCCCGGCCCAGUGCUGCCAGCUGUCUUGCCCACCCUUGGUUCCUGACGUCUGUGCCUGCUGAGGAAGCCUACUUCAUCAACACCAAACAGCUCAAAUUCCUCCUGGCCCGCAGCCGCUGGCAGCGCUCCCUGAUGAGCUACAAGUCCAUCCUGGUCAUGCGGUCCAUCCCCGAGCUGCUCCAGGGCCCACCCGACAGCCCAUCCCUUGGUGUGGCCCGGCACCUGCGCCCAGAUGCCAGUGACUCCUCCAGCUCUUCCUCCUCGGACCACGAGCUGGCACCCUUUGCCAGGGCCAAGUCGCUGCCACCUUCCCCCACAACCCACUCCCCACUGCUGCAUCCCCGGGGCUUCCUGCGGCCCUCGGCCAGUCUGCCUGAGGAGGCCGAGGCCAGUGCGAGUCUGACAGUGUCCCCGGAGGCAGUGUCCCUGCCAGGGUCAGGGCCACCAUCCCCCAGCUGUGUGCCCCGACACAGCGUCGUCUGCAGCCUGUUUUACCAGCAAGCAAGUGAGGGCCCAGAGCAUGGGGCUGUGGCCACAGGGGCCAGGAGGCAUGGGGCACGGCGUCGGCACCUGCUGAAGGGUGGGUACAUUGCGCGGGCUCUGCCCGGGCUACGGGAGCCGCUCCUGGAGCACCGUGUGCUGGAGGAGGAGGCUGCCCUGGAGGAGCAGGCUGCAGUGACCCGGGAAACCUCCUUCGAGUCCGCCCUGUGGCGGCCCAGCCCAGCCACUCAUGAGGUCCCUGGCUGCAGCUGCUCCCUGGACCACGAUCUGUCAAGCACCAAAAGCCCCUCCUCGGGGGCCUGUGUCAAAGGGCAGUGUCCAUCCUCAACCCCGUCUGGGCUGACUUGUGAGGCCUCUGCCAGGGACCUGGUGCACCCCAAGGGGUCCAGGCCACUCUCAUCUGCUGGUGGAGACUGGGCACGCACUGCACAGGACAGGCCACUGCAGGAGAGUUGUGGAGCGUGCCCAGACCCUGUCAGUCCCCCUGAGCUGGGCAGUUCCCCCCAGGAAGGCUGCAACUCACCCUCAACACAGCUCCCUGGUGACGAGGCCCUGGACCUGGUUCAGGCGAGCCCCCUGCCCAGCUCCCAAGGACCCCAUGACACCUCCCUACCUGGGCAGCCCUGGCCUGGCCCCUCUCUGCAUGCCAAAGGCUUGACCCAGCAGGUAGAGUGUCCACCAGACUCCACACCCCCUCCACAGCGGCCUCAGGAGCAGGUGACUGCCCGGAAGUUCUCCUUGGGGUCCCGCCGAGGUGGCUAUGCUGGUGUAGCUGGCUAUGGCACCUUUGCCUUUGGCGGGGAUGCAGGAGGCAUGCUGGGCCAGGGUCCCCUGUGGGCCAGAAUGGCCUGGUCAGUGUCCCAGUCCUCGGAGGAUCAAGAGGAGACCAUAGCUGAGACCUCCCAGCCCCAGACUAGCCUGGGGUCACCAAGGGCCUUCCCAGAAAUGCCCUCAUGGGAGGAUGCGGAUCAGAUCUCCCUGGUGCAGAUCAGGGACCUAUCAGGAGAUGCAGAAGCAGCUGACACCAUAUCCCUGGACAUUUCUGAGGUGGACCCUGCCUACCUCAACCUCUCUGACCUGUAUGACAUCAAGUACCUUCCAUUUGAGUUCAUGAUCUUCAGGCGGGUCCCUAAGCCCUCUGAGCCACAGGAGCCAAGCUCCCCAGAGACAGAGGCUGAAGAGGAGCUGGCCAGGUUCCCGGAGACCACGUGGCCCUGGCCAGGAGAGCUUGGUCUGCGUGCUGGCCUAGAGAUCACUGAGGAGGAGCCUGAUGACCUGGUAGCCCUCCUGGGGGAGGCAGCCAUGGGCAGGAAGCGCAAGUGGUCGCCCUCACGAGACCUUUUCCAGUUCCCGGGAGGCUGUCUGUCACUGGAAGAACCUCCAGAUCGCGGGCUGCGCCAGAGGGUGAAGGCGUCCAUGGCCCACAUCUCUCGCAUCCUUAAGGGCAAGCAGCAAGGUCACGAGAGGGAAGAGCCCCCCAGGAAGAAAGCGGGCCUGGCUGCCUUCCGGCUGUCAGGCCUGAAAGGCGGGGACCACGCACCAACCUUCCUGAGGGAGCUCUCAGAUGAGGCUGUGGUCCUGGGCCAGUCAGUGACACUGGCCUGCCAGGUGUCAGCCCAGCCAGCUGCUCAGGCCACCUGGAGCAAAGAUGGGGCCAUCCUGGAGAGCAGUGGGCGCAUCCUCAUCUCCUCUACCCUGAAGAACUUUGAGCUGCUGACCAUACUAGUGGUGAUGGCUGAGGACCUGGGCGUGUACACCUGCAGCGUGAGCAACCUGCUGGGGACAGCAGCCAGCAUGGGGGUCCUCCGGAAGGCAGAGCGACCCUCUUCCUCCCCGCGCCCUGACAUUGGGGAGGUGUACGAAGAUGGGGUGCUGCUAGUCUGGAAGCCUAUGGAGUCCUGUGGCCCUGUGACAUACAUUGUACAGUGUUGUGUGGAAGGUGGCAGCUGGACCACACUGGCCUCUGACAUCUUUGACUGCUGCUACCUCACCAGCAAGCUGCCCCGGGGCGGAGUCUACACCUUCCGCACAGCAUGUGUCAGCAAGGCAGGCAUGGGCCCCUACAGCAGCCCCUCGGAGCAGGUCCUGCUGGGAGGGCCCAGCCGGCUGGUGUCUGAGGAGGAGAGUGGAGGGGGGCGGCCAGCCCAGCCCCUGCCCAGCACCAAGACCUUUGCCUUCCAGAUGCAGAUCCGGAGGGGCCGCUUCAGUGUGGUACGGCAGUGCCAGGAGAAGGCCAGCGGCCGAGCACUGGCUGCUAAGAUUAUACCCUACCGGCCUGAGGACAAGACAGCUGUGUUGCGGGAAUACGAGGCCCUCAAGAGUCUGCGUCACCCACACCUUGCCCAGCUGCAUGCUGCCUACCUCAGCCCUCGCCACCUGGUGCUCAUCUUGGAGCUGUGCUCAGGGCCCGAGCUGCUCCCUGGCCUGGCCGAGAGGGCCUCCUACUCAGAGUCCGAGGUGAAGGACUACCUCUGGCAGAUGCUGAGUGCCACCCAGUAUCUGCAUGCCCAGCACAUCCUGCACCUGGACCUGCGGUCUGAGAACAUGAUGAUCACGGAAUACAACCUGCUUAAAGUUGUGGACCUGGGCAGUGCCCAGAGCCUCCUCCAGGAGAAGGUGCUGCCCUCUGAGAGCUUCAGGGAUUAUUUGGAGACCAUGGCUCCGGAGCUCCUAGACAGCCAAGGGGCUGUCCCGCAGACGGACAUCUGGGCCAUCGGGGUGACGGCCUUCAUCAUGCUGAGUGCGGAGUACCCGGUGGGCAGUGAGGGGACCCGCGACCUGCAGAAGGGGUUGCGCAAGGGUCUCGUCCGGCUGAGCCGCUGCUACGCGGGGCUGUCAGGCGGCGCGGUGGCCUUCCUUCAGGGCACGCUGAGCGUCCAGCCCUGGGCGCGGCCCUGCGCCUCCGGCUGCCUGCAGAGUCCGUGGCUGACCGAGGAGGGCCCGCGCGGCUCCCGGCCCGCACCGGUGACCUUCCCCACCGCGCGACUGCGCGCCUUCGUGCGUGAGCGCUAGAAGCGGCGCGCGCUGCUGUACAAGAAGCGCCACCUAGCGGCGGCACGCUGACUGCCGGCUCGCCUCGUGGACCAGUGCCAUCCUAGUGUCGCGGUUGCCUGUGUGCGAGCCAACGUCCGCGCGCCUCGCAGUGGUCCCAGGACUUUGGCUCUUCUGCCUGGCUGCUGGUACCUCUCGGUCACCGACCGUGGUUGAGACACCAGACCCUACACCCACAAAUAAAAGG